AACUGGGAGAGAAUAGAAGAAGGGAUAGCAUCUCCAAUGAACGGUGGAAACGGCGAGUAUAGCUAUAGCCAAAACUCAGUCUUUCAGAGAAAAGCUAUAGUUGCUGUCAAAGAACUGAUCAAUAAUGCAAUUGCCGAGAAACUUGAAGUGAAGAUUUCCUCUUCUUCAAACACCUUUAGAGUUGCUGAUUUAGGCUGUGCCACCGGGCCUAACACAUUCCUAGCAGUGGAAAACAUAAUUAAUGCUGUUGAUAACAAAUGUAAAAACCAGGAAACUAGUAAAACUACUUCUCCAGAGUACCAAGUCUUCUUCAACGACGUGGUUGUAAAUGAUUUCAACCAGCUCUUCACGUCCCUUACUGGGGACAAGAAAUAUUUUGUGGCGGGUGUGCCGGGUUCUUUCCAUAGUCGAUUAUUUCCCAGCGCCUCCCUGCAUUUUGUUCACUCUUCAUACGCCCUCCAUUGCCUUUCCAAAGCACCGAACAUCGAAGGGAGGAUCUACUACUCGAAUUCUAGGGACGAAGUUGUGAAGUCUUAUGAAGCGCAAUUCGCAGAUGACAUGGACAACUUUCUUAGAGCUAGAGCAGAAGAAAUCGUGGAUGGCGGACUUAUGGCUCUUGUUUUUCCUGGUCGUCCCAAUGGAACUCCUCAUUCUCAAGUUUAUUCCAACAAAAUACUUCAACUUGUAGAGUCUUGCAUCAUUGACAUGGCCAAGAAGGGUUUGAUUAGUAAUACAAAAGUACUUUCUGAUAAUAAGAUGUCUGCAUCAUAUAUGGCAUCUCUCGAAGAUGUGGAGUCGGCUGUCAAAAGAAAUGAUUGUUUCACCAUAGAAAUAAUGGAGAACUUACCUCAAGAAAAGGCGCCGCCCAAAGUUAUGGCAUCCACUAUUAGAGCUGGCAUGGGGAGAUUCAUAAAAGAGCUUUUUGGAGAAGAGAUUGUUGAUCAGCUAUUUGAUUUAUACCUCAAAAAUCUUGAAGAAGCGUCAUCCAUCCUUGAAUCAUUGAAAGCAGUUAACCUAUUUGUCUUGCUCAAACGCAAAGAAAUUGGCAAGAAAAAUGGUUCUGCAGGGUUAGCUGAAACUAGCUAGACUCCUAAGACAUAAUGAAGUUAAUAAAUAAGAAAGACUGCGGUGUGGUUUUUUCUUUCUUACUUUUUUCUCUUUUCUUUUUCCGUUGAAAAGAGUGCGCUAUGGAUUUGAAUAAUACAACUGUAAUAUUCAAUAUAUAUGAAUGAGUUUAUACUAGUU
Molecule: messenger RNA, 1245 nt
Organism: Morus notabilis
Lineage: Eukaryota; Viridiplantae; Streptophyta; Magnoliopsida; Rosales; Moraceae
Product: probable S-adenosylmethionine-dependent methyltransferase At5g37970
Exons: 3
Coding region: 37-1086 (349 amino acids)
Biological process (GO): methylation
Molecular function (GO): S-adenosylmethionine-dependent methyltransferase activity
Source: RefSeq, a predicted model, not a curated record